Plasmodium fragile is the source of this 1461-nucleotide messenger RNA. RefSeq lists its product as uncharacterized. NCBI's taxonomy places the organism in Eukaryota, Apicomplexa, Aconoidasida, Haemosporida, Plasmodiidae. Bases 1 to 1461 code for a protein of 486 amino acids. The transcript has a single exon. The record is from RefSeq and is a predicted model, not a curated record.
AUGCAUCUUCCACCUGUGCACAGCCUCCUACUGAAAUGUUUAAUUAUUUUCCUUUACCUAAGUGUGUCACCAAAUCCGGGGGUGCAGCUACAAGGUAGAAAAAUAGUAGCGCACAAGGGGCAAUGGCCUGUGCAUGUAAUCAAUCCCAUGAAGGGCGACAUGACACACCAGUUUGGAAAUUUCAAAUUGUUUAGAAAACUGAAUUUUAUUUUUUUUAAAAAUAGCGCAAACAAGUAUGAAAUGAAAAAUUUGGAAAACGUGCCUUUGUUUGUGGUAACCAACGAAUUCGACGACGCAAUUUUGUCCUUCAGCUUGGACUACAACCGGGGCGAGAGGGGGGGGCCAGCGGGGAGACAAGCGGAGGAAGAGAUAGAGAAGCAUGUAGGGGGGCAAAGCAGAGGUGACGCAACGCCUAGCGACACACACCCGGGCGAUAAUGCAACCACGAACGGUGACACAACCACGAACAGUGACGCAUCCCCCAGUGACACUGCUAAUUCAGCGGAACGACCCCCGGCCGCCCACGGGGACAACCAGAGCGACGAUGUAACGCUCGAAAAAAAUGGCCACGAGGGGGAGGACCUGUUUCCCCUAUUAAAAAUUAACCAGAACAAACGGAAAGAAAUCAAUUUAAAAAACAUACACAACAAUAACGCGGUUGGAAUUUUUUUCUUCGAUAUGAAAACUGCAGAAGCGUACAAAGAUGAUAUAUUACACUUAUUUAAUAAAAAUUUAAAAGACAAAAAAAACAAUAAGUUGUUCUUUGGGUCCAAGAUCAAAUUAACAAACUUGAAACAUUUCCUAGAGCUUAAAGACUCCCACAGCAACACAAUUGAUUUUGUCCUAGUACCCCAUUAUGACCAACUCCAACACGUGUUAAAGAAUAAAAAGGUUUUUUAUGGCACCCCGGUGUACUACAUUAAUAAGGUAACUCUACAUAAGUCCUCGAUUAAAAAGGGUUUUUAUGAGCUGUUUUUUUUUCAGAGUUUAAAGAAGGAUGUGCGUGUGGAGUUAUAUCCAAAUGUGUUUCUAACUUACACAUUGGAUGAGUCGAGUGAUGAUAGUGCCUCCCUCACCAUACAGCUAGAAACGCUAGACAAGAAAAAGUACGUACCCAUCUUCUUCUCCUAUGAGCAAGCUAACGAAUUUUAUAAAAUCUUUUUGGAAAAAUUUAAAGGCCAUUUUCACGAAUAUUGUCUUCCUACUCCCCGCAUCAAUUUGAACUCCUUUGAAAAUUUAUUAACUCUGUUAAAAAUGGCUAACGAGAAAAAAGUACAUCCUUUUUAUAAUAUUUUUUUUGUCCCCAUGGGUAGCUCCCCUUAUGAAGAAAAACUGUCUAAACAGAAGACCAACAUUUUCUCCUUUUACACGAAAAAACUUUUCCAGAGAAUAAAUUAUGACUUAUUCAGAUCGUUUAGGAAAAACUUGAAUUAUUUAAUUAAUGAUUAUUUGUACGAUUAG